GACGGCGACGUCCCUGUUGGCGUUGCCGCCGCCGCCGCCAGCAGCCAAACCGGCGUGGGCCCUGGACUGUACUGCGCGACGUUUACCGUACACUUCCCCGUACCGGGCACGUACUACAUCGCGAGCUGUUAUCCGUACACGUAUACGGACCUGCAAGAGCACCUGGACGGUCUUCAACGCCGUCUUGCAUACGAGGCUUUCACCGGCAGCAGCAACGGUACCAACGGCUUAGGCCCGGCGCAUCUUCCUCCUUACGCUUCCUCCUCCUUUCCCGUACCGCCAUCCGCAAUGCUUCCCUCGGCAGCGGCAGCAGCUGGCAUUCCACCAUCACCAGCGCACUUACUGCCGCCCCCACCGCCCUCCUCCUCCUCUUCUUCCUCUCUGGCCUCCGCCUCCCUCGCAUCUCUACCCCAAUCCUCAAGCUCCACUGCUUCCGGCGCCUCUUCAUCUUCCUUCUCCUACUCCUCCGCCGCUUCGUCCUCCUUCUCCAUACAGCAACACCAACCCCCCCAGCAGCCAUUUCCCCCUCCACAACCCGGACCCCCCAGAAUCUCAACCGGUGGUGCUGCCAACGGUACCAACGGUAACACUAACACUAGCACUAACGGUCCGCCACCGUUGGUUCGUUCGCUGUUGUGUUACUCGCUGGGCGGGCUGCGUUGCGAUUUGAUCACCAUCACGGACUGGAGCUCCCCGCUGGAGGCUGUACGACAGCGGGAGUGCAUCUUCAUCACGGCGCGGGUGCAUGCGGGGGAGACGUGCGCGAGCUGGCUGAUGCAGGGUAUCCUGGACUUCCUGGUGUCCUCCGACCCCGCCGCCGCCACGCUGCGCAACUCCUUCGUCUUCAAGCUGGUGCCCAUGCUGAACCCUGAUGGCGUGGUGGCGGGCAACUACCGCUGCAACCUGGCGGGGGUGGAUCUGAACAGGUUGUGGGACCGGCCCGCGCGCCACCUGCACCCCACCAUCUACCACUCCAAGCGGCUGCUGCAGCAGCUGGCAGCAGCGGGGCGGCUGGCGCUGUACAUCGACCUGCACGGACACUCCACCAAGCAGGACACCUUCUUCUACGGCUGCGAGCCCACUGCUGCCGUGCUGCAAGCCCACGCCGGAGCAGGCGGCGGAGGUACGCGUGCUGCCACUGCCGCAGCAGCAGCGCAACAGCCUACUGCCUACGCGCGGGCUGCCGCCGCUGCUAACGGUACGGCAGACGCCGACGGUGGCGCGCCAGCGUCGUCUUCUGGCAUGCCAUCAAUGUCGCCGUCGUCGUCGGCGGCGGCGCCGCCUCAAUCCACGGGCGGCGCUAGCGGCGGCAGCAACCCGUUUCCAGGCGGCCUGGGUGUGCAGGGAGUUGGCUACAGCGCCAGCAGCGGGGGAUCAGCUUCCCAGCAGCAACAACAGCAAUCCUCCGGCGCCGCAGCGGCGGCGGCGGCGGCAGGCAGUGCGGCAACGUCGGCUGGCGGGCCGGCGGUGGCUCCCCCGCCGCCAGCGGCUGGCCCCAAUCCGCGUGUCGCCGCGCGGUUGCGAGUACGGAUGCUGCCGUACCUGACCGCCCGAAUCUCCUCGGAUUUCAGUUUCCCCAAGUGCAAUUUCAAGAUCCGAAAGGCCAAGCUGUCCGCUGCACGUGUCGUCGUACACCGGGAGUUGGGGGUUGCCGGGUCGUACACGCUGGAGGCGAGUCUGGCGGGCAGUAGCAGCGGCAUGCACUUCGGCGCGCGGGACUACCUGGCUAUGGGGCACAGCUUGUGCAGGGCCAUCUGCGAGCUGGCCGAGGUGGACGACACGGCGCUGCUGGAGGAGAUGAACGCGCGGGUGGUGCUGGGGCCCCUGUGAGGGAGGCGGGGAGGGAGGAGAAAGCAAGGGAGGGAGGGGGUCGUGAGAAAGACAUCUGGCCGCUGUGUGGAUGCGGGGGCAGGCGGCAGAGAGGGACAUGUGGGACGGGGGCACAUGUGUGUGGGGUUGGGAGCAAGGUGCGUCAUCACCUCACAGUACCCCCGGAGUGCUGCGGAGUGGGGGGCUCUGUGGUUCCCGUACGUCGCUGCGGCCGUUGUGGGGUUGAGUGGGCGGAUGCGAGGUUGGGAGGUUGAGGGGGGAGUGGGGCUGCAUGGCCGCGGUGGG
This is a messenger RNA of Astrephomene gubernaculifera, 2115 nucleotides long. The record is from the annotation of a GenBank genome assembly. Lineage: Eukaryota; Viridiplantae; Chlorophyta; Chlorophyceae; Chlamydomonadales; Astrephomenaceae.